Anoplophora glabripennis (Asian longhorned beetle) is the source of this 3269-nucleotide messenger RNA. Its product is annotated as alpha-catulin. Bases 1 to 2256 code for a protein of 751 amino acids. Gene Ontology annotation, biological process: cell adhesion; Rho protein signal transduction. The transcript is spliced from 12 exons. Gene Ontology annotation, molecular function: cadherin binding; actin filament binding. The record is from RefSeq and is a predicted model, not a curated record. NCBI's taxonomy places the organism in Eukaryota, Metazoa, Arthropoda, Insecta, Coleoptera, Cerambycidae.
AUGGCAGGAGUAGGUAACACAAAUUUUGAUUGUUUAGAGAUUAAAACUCGUAGUAUAGAACAAACUCUGCUCCCCCUUAUUAAACAGAUUUCUUCCCUUGUAGAGCAGCAUGGCAGCGCGGGGUCCCUUAGACCGUCGGCGGUGGCGCGAGUGGGACAGGCCGUCAAUUUGGCCGUCGAGAGGUUCGUCACGGUGGGCGAGACCAUCGCCGACGAUUACCCGGAAGUCCGCCAGGGAAUGUACGAGGCGUGUAAGGAAGCUCGUCAGGCUGGUGGCGCAAUCGAGCACAUAUGUGAAGAGACAGACGAAGAGGUGUUACCAGACAGAACUACCUUAAUAAGGGCUUCGAGGUGCCUCCUUGGUGCUAUUACAAGAGUUUUACUUUUGGCGGACAUUGUAGUGGUUAAGCAGCUUCUUCUCGCCAAAGAUAAGGUCUCUCACAGCUUGGACCGUUUAGAAUCGGUAAACAAUUUUACAGAAUUUGUGAAGGCGUUCAGCCAAUUCGGGGCCGAAAUGGUCGAGCUGGCACAUUUAACGGGAGACAGACAAAAUGAUUUGAAAGAUGAAAGGAGAAGGGCCCAAAUGGCCGCUGCUAGACAAGUUUUAGAAAGGUCGACAAUGAUGUUACUUACAUCCAGUAAGACUUGCUUAAGACACCCGGAAUGUACAUCUGCAAGGGAGAACCGUGAUACGGUAUUCUGUCAAAUGAGGAGAGCCAUGGAUCUUAUUCAUUUUGUUGUCAAAGAUGGUGUCUUAAAUAGUACUGAUUCAAGUGUUCAAUCCGUUCGUAGAGAAGAACUAUGUGAAAGCGACAGGGGCACUGCCUAUGCUUGUAUGAGGCAUUUACAGCACCUUCUUGAACAUAGCAAAAUCUCUAUGGAUCCUUCCUGUCAAGAGACACUUACGACUGCUUUAGAGGCUGUUCUAGAAAGAACUCAGGAUUUCACUGAUAGUGCCUAUACUAGUCAUGAACAUAGAGAAGCCAUUCUAGAGUGUAGCGAGAGAUUAAAAGCUGAAUUGGAUCAUCUUUUAGGGCUUUAUGCGAACGCUAUAGGGUUUGAAAAUGCGUCGAAUUGCCCAGAACUGGACAAUUCUGUGCAGGCGUGCAUAAAUUCAGCGAGGGACUUGUCGAAACAUUUAGCCAAUGCUGCCAUUCACCAAGCCCAAGAACUGAGUACAGCCACUAAACAGGGGUUGGAGUUAGUAGCUGCAAUCAGGCAACAGGCUAUUAUGUCUGAAAUUGAUAGACUUCAUCACACCUCCAAUGCCUUUCAAGAUUCCAUAGAUCAUAUUUUGGAGGUUUGUAAAUUACUGAGACAUGUGGCUGUGUCCGAAACCCUGCAGGUGUCGGCUAAGUUCACUGAGAUUAAUUUAAGAGUUUACGGCCCCCAAGUUAUCACCGCCGCUAAAUCGCUAGCCGCUUAUCCGGGAAGUAAAAUUGCUCAAGAAAACUUAGAGGUGUUCGCGGAGAUGUAUCAGUGGCUCGUGUCGGAUGUGACUACCAUCGUCAAGGACGUUCUUGAAGCGAGCCAGUCGAAGCCCGAGAAACAAGUCUAUAUGUCUCUUCCCAGGCCAGGCAAACACGGGACUACUUCAAAGCCGCUGAAAGCUGUGAGGCUGGAUACCGAGGAGCAGGAAAAAAUCGCAAAGUCCGGUCUGGAAAUGAAAUUGAUUACGAGCGAGAUGGACGCGGAGACGGAGAAAUGGCAAGAGAGCAAUAGCAAUACGCAGCUGGAGGAGAACAAUGAUAUCGUUAAGAGGGCUAAGAAUAUGUCCGCUAUGGCUUUUUCUAUGUACCAGUUCACGAAGGGGGAAGGAGAGUUGAAGACCACUCAGGAUUUAUUCACGCAGGCGGAGUAUUUUGCCGAAGAGGCUAACAGAUUAUAUAAAGUUAUCAGACAAUUUAGUUACCAGGUUCCCGGUGGUGCUAAUAAAAAGGAACUUCUUGCAAACCUAGACAAAGUACCGACGUUUGUUCAACGGCUGCAAUUCACCGUUAAAGACCACACAGUUGGGAAAGCGGCCACUUUUACAAAGGUUGACAACGUAAUACAAGAAACAAAAAAUCUUAUGAAUGUCAUUUCGAAAGUCGUAACUACUUGUUUCGAAUGCGCGACGAAAUACAAGCUGGAAUUUCGUGGUUCGGGUUCAGGCACAGGGAGAGGUUCUGGGUGUGAUGGGGGUUCUUCUAGUGGUGGCGGCAGUGGCGGAGACAACAAAGGUGGAGGGGCUACCGGAUCCGACCAAAGCUUAUGACAAAUGGGAAUGUCCCGGCGCAACAAGGGGGACUCGAGACGUACUCGGGUCUCCUUUUUGUUGUUCUAGGACAACUUUCUCGCUAUUUUUCUUUUACAUUACCGUUCGUGUAUUAUUUGAAUGACAUUUUCCAGAGAAAUCUCUUAUAGGCAGUAACUGAAUAUGUGCAGUCGCGUAGAAAAUAGAAUACAAUUUAUCAUAUAAAAUUUUUUAUCAAUGGUAUUAAGUUAUGUAGGUGCAUUGGAUGUUAAAAGAACACCGUCUAAAACUGCAACACUAAAACAAUAAAAUUCGCUCCACUUUCCGUUUUUUCUCCAGACCUAAUCUAACCUCAGUCAAAAUUAAUAUAUAAAGGUCAGAUGAACUAGUGUUCAAUUCGAUUUUGACUUUUUAUGAAGAUAUAGGAGUUUGAAGAUGACCUAAUGACAGUGCUUUUUUAAAUAAUCAAAGAAAGUUGUUUGGUCAUCUUCAUGUACAAAUUGAAGUCUUUCCAUGCACUGAGGAUGAUUGUUUAGAUUCAUUUGUUCGUAUUUAUUAGUACAAAUAUUAUGUUGCAUAAUUAUGCAAUAAUAUCCCUUUUCAAAUUUCUUUUCUCUAAAUAAUAAGCUCUACAAAGUAAUCACCGAUUUUCUUUUGUUUCUUUGUGUGCAUUGCUCUUUUGAAAGCAGUCAUGCCAUUUUUUCAUAAACAUUAUACCACUUGGAGUUGAUUCUUUCUGUUGUUCAAUAUAGGAUGCUACUAGCUCAUUUGCAGUUUUUGUAUGUGCGUGACUUUUUGUUCACAUGCUCUUCUUGAACACCUUUUUCCUCUUCUUCAUCAUCUUCAUCAAUAACUAUUUGCACAAUAUCAUCGUCAUUUAAAAACUCGUUUCCAAAACUUCGUCAGCAGGAAUCCAUUCAUUCACAUCUUCUGCAUUAAGAUAACCACACUCAGGAGGAACAAAUUAAAAACAUUUUUUUUGUAAACAGGCUUUUAGUGACGUCAUUUUAUUUUCGUAUUCUUCUCAGCAAACC